ACCGCUCUUUCUCGGUCGACGCAAUUAUUGACACAAGUAUUGACGCAAAUUCGACGGAAUGACCUUCCGCUGCGUGACCCAGCGCUGCGAGGCCGCCACGCUUCUCAUCGACAACGUCGACGAGACCGUGAGUAUCGGCAAAGGCCUCAUCCUCUAUGUGUCGUGGGCAAAAGGAGCGACCGCCGACGACUUGCCCAAGAUUGUCAAAUCGCUGCUAACGAUUCGCCUGCUCAGCGCUCCGUCGGGCAAACCCCAAAGCAUCUGCGAAGCGUCCACGGCGAGCGACGAGCCGGUCCAUGUGCUUGUCGUGCCCCAAGCGGCGCUCACCUCCAAGGUCCAGCGAGGCAAGAACUUGCAGUACCACGGGCAGCUCGGCAAGGACGAGGGCGCCGAGGCUCUGUAUCUCGCAUUCGUCCAGCUACUUGGCGAUAUGGCCAAGGACCUCGUGCAAGGUACAACGUCCGAGCCACGACUGCCCGUCAUCCGCGCCGGCACCUUUGGCAAUCGUCAAACGCUCGAGUUUCGAUCGGAAGGACCGUUCACGCACAUGUUGGAGAUGUAAAGAAGUGGAAACAAAAGCGGUCUCUAUGGUGGCGCUACGACUAUCUCG
Molecule: messenger RNA, 610 nt
Organism: Saprolegnia diclina VS20
Lineage: Eukaryota; Oomycota; Saprolegniomycetes; Saprolegniales; Saprolegniaceae
Exons: 8
Coding region: 59-562 (167 amino acids)
Biological process (GO): tRNA metabolic process
Cellular component (GO): cytoplasm
Molecular function (GO): D-tyrosyl-tRNA(Tyr) deacylase activity
Source: RefSeq, a predicted model, not a curated record